Molecule: messenger RNA, 1106 nt
Organism: Polyodon spathula (Mississippi paddlefish)
Lineage: Eukaryota; Metazoa; Chordata; Actinopteri; Acipenseriformes; Polyodontidae
Product: mimecan-like
Exons: 6
Coding region: 121-984 (287 amino acids)
Molecular function (GO): protein binding
Source: RefSeq, a predicted model, not a curated record
UUUAAAUACAGAUUUGACAGUUCACUUUUUACUCCCAGGCACUAAGAAAAUAUUCUAGCACAACCAGACCUGCAUUACUUUACCUCCAACUUGUAGCAAGUCCUAGUACCCUCAGAUAAAAUGAACAAGCUAACACCUUUAUUAUUGGCAUUUAUAUUUGUACCAUUAGUGCUCUCAGCAACAGUCAAAACUUUUGAUAGAAGUUUUGAAAACACAGAGGAGGCUGCCAUUUCAAAUGAAGAAGACUCAGUACUGAACAAUGAAGAAUUCUUGGAAGCUAAAAGGCCAGAGACGGAUGUCAUGAAUUUUCCUCAGUCAGACACAGUUCCUGGUGUAAUACCACAACCAGAUUCAGAACUGCCAACUUGCCUCUUGUGUGUGUGCUUGACGGGCUCAGUGUAUUGUGAAGAAAUCCUCAUUGAUGUGGUCCCUGCACUGCCAAAAGAGACAGCCUACCUGUAUGCACGCUACAACAAAAUUAAAAGGAUUAACGCAAAAGAUUUUGCAAACUUUCCUACUUUGAAAAGAAUUGACCUGACUGGAAAUUUGAUUGAAGAGAUAGAAGAGGGGGCCUUCUCAAAGCUCCCUCAGCUUGAGGAGCUUUCACUUGCUGAAAACAAAUUGACCAAACUUCCUGGCCUGCCUCCUAAACUGACUGUUUUCAAUGCAAAUUAUAACAUGCUCAAAAGCAGAGGAGUGAAAGCCAACGCUUUCAGGAAACUCACCAACCUGUCCUAUCUCUACUUAUCCAACAAUCAGCUGGAGAGCGUGCCUCUUCACCUGCCCGAGAGCCUGCGCAUUCUACACAUGCAGAACAACAACAUAACCUCAAUCUCAGACGAAACGUUCUGCAAGGGAAACAGCACCAACUAUAUUCGUGAACAAAUGGAGGAGAUCAGACUCGACGGUAAUCCAAUUUUGCUGGCCAAAUACCCAAACAGCUUCAUCUGCCUGAAAACGCUGCCUGUUGGAAGUUACUUCUAAACCAGCCUUGUAAAUAGAAAAGAACCUCAUAAUUUAACCCAAGUUGGCUAUAUGCAAGAUGCAUUGAAGACAGAAAGAACUUUGUCUUUGGUGUUUUAAAACUCUGUUGUUUAAAAUGUCAU